AGCAUCUCUCUGCAAUGGCCUCAGGGAACGACGGUGACCCACCGAGGGCCUACAGACGCCGGGGAAGCAAUGGGCGCAGGCUGUCACAAGAGCUCAACUCAGAAGACCAGGUGGUGAAGGAGACGGAGGAGGUGUUUCGGAGCUAUGCCUUCUACCGCUACGAACAGGAGAGAGCGGAGAGACGGGAGGAAGUGCCCAUGGACCCAGAGAUCGAGGAGAUCCAGCAGGAGCUGGACAGCACCGGGAGCCGGGUGGGAAGGCGCCUGGCCAUCAUCGGUGACGACAUCAACGAGCGGUACGACGCAGAGUUUCGCGGCAUGCUGAAAUCCUUGCAGCCCACCAAGGAGAACGCCUAUAAGCACUUCACCAGAAUAGCCUCCCGCUUGUUUGAGAGCGGCAUUAACUGGGGCCGGGUGAUCGCGCUGCUGAGCUUCGGCUACCGCAUGGCCAUCCACGUCUACCAGCACGGCGUGCCGGGUUUCUUCUGCCGGAUCACCCGCUAUGUCAUGGAGUUCAUGCUCCGGAACCACAUCGCCCAGUGGAUCGCCCAGCAGGGAGGAUGGGUGGCUGUACUCGAUCUGGACAAUGUUUACAUGAAGUACAUGCUGGUGGUGGUGGCCCUGGUCAUGGUGGGGCAUUUAGUGGUACGACGCUUCUUCAGGCCCUGA
Messenger RNA from Pygoscelis adeliae (Adelie penguin), 668 nucleotides. RefSeq names its product BCL2-antagonist/killer 1 (gene BAK1). Gene Ontology annotation, cellular component: mitochondrial outer membrane. Gene Ontology annotation, molecular function: protein heterodimerization activity; protein homodimerization activity. Bases 15 to 668 code for a protein of 217 amino acids. NCBI's taxonomy places the organism in Eukaryota, Metazoa, Chordata, Aves, Sphenisciformes, Spheniscidae. The record is from RefSeq and is a predicted model, not a curated record. The transcript is spliced from 5 exons. Gene Ontology annotation, biological process: extrinsic apoptotic signaling pathway in absence of ligand; regulation of apoptotic process; intrinsic apoptotic signaling pathway in response to DNA damage.